Messenger RNA from Scedosporium apiospermum, 2505 nucleotides. RefSeq lists its product as uncharacterized. The transcript has 6 exons. Bases 1 to 2505 code for a protein of 834 amino acids. Lineage: Eukaryota; Fungi; Ascomycota; Sordariomycetes; Microascales; Microascaceae. The record is from RefSeq and is a predicted model, not a curated record.
AUGAAGUACAUCGCGCGAGCCCCGGAAAAGGAGAACCACGGGUUGGGGAAUUUUAACCUCAUCAUUUCCUCAUCUGGGCGAUGCGCUAUUGAUAUCUUGCAGGCAAUGUUUAUGCAUCAGUGCCUCGGAUCUCAGGCCGCGAGCCUUCUCGUGCGGCUGGACCUUGAGAGCGAUUAUGAUCGUGUUCCGAAUCGAACAAGUUACUACGACAAGCAACACGAUCGCUCGAGUGCUCCACGACUUAUCGAUGCGACUGGUGCCUACGGCGUCAAGCGAUACGUUGCAAAGACCAUACGUGUUCGAUUCGUCUAUGGGCGGCUGGCCAGGCUCGCAGUAGGCUGUCGCGAGACGGCCCUGAAGUUGAUGAGUCUGGUCGAGAGACUCCGAUCGCAGUGGCCAGGGUCAAAAUGGGGAAGCUUCUUCAGUGCGCUGAUGGGGGUCGCGAAGUCGGACCAGAUAACGCGUCUAAGGGAUCAAUUGGAAGACUACAGAAAUAAGAUUGCUCUGUGUCUGAAGGUUUUGCAAAGCGAGCAACAGUCGGCCAUUCUAUGGAGAGUCGACGCUUUACAAGAUGCAAGUGUUAGUCUCCAAGCACACCUAACCGACAGCAUUCACGGGGUUCGUCAGGAGCUACUGACCGCCAUCGGUCACUUGCGCAACGAACUCUUCCGGCAGCACUUUCGUAUGAUUAUUGAUCGGCAGACGAAAGCAUCGGAUGAUGAUGUCUUCUUCCGCAACAUGGCGCAGCAGGAUCCCAUCGACGUCACUCCGCACAUUGCGACACUAUCCAAGACAGCCAAGUUAGGACGGUCAAUGAUGGUUUCGCUGACACUGCUACGAGCGCUGUGGUUCAACCUAAUGAACUUCCGCCACUCGAAGAUCAAAGACGCGCACAUGAAUACGUGCCGCUGGAUGCUCAACCAUCAGUUCUCGCGGUGGGUGUUAUCACAUGUUCCCCUCUUCUGGGUCAGUGGCAAGCCAGGGAGCGGGAAGAGUACGCUGAUGAAGUUCCUGGUCGACAAUCGUCAGGUCUCGCAACUACUUAAGCACUGGUCGCGCGGUGUGAAAGUCCUGACUUCUAGUUACUUCUUUUGGAUCAACGGGACUGAGUUGCAGAAGUCCCAGGAGGGGCUUUUGCGGUCUCUGCUCUACGACCUCAUCCGGCAAGACCCAAACCUGGCACAAUGCGCAUUCCCUGAUCGCUAUCAAAUGUUAUGGUCGGGAUACGGCCUCGAUGACCUCGCGCAGUGGACUCGAAGGGAUUUGUUCGAGGCCCUCAAAAGGAUUGUUAAUCACCAUAACUCUCCCUACAUCUGCCUCAUGAUUGAUGGAUUGGAUGAGUACAAUGGCGACAGUGACGAGUUGAUUUACCUAUUCAGAGACUUGUCGCGAAGCCCCAAUAUCAAAUUGUGCAUCUCCAGUCGUCCCUGGAAUGUCUUCGAAUCGGCGUUCGGCGCCCAUCCAGAAUUCAAGUUGUACCUCGAAGACUUCAACAGACAGGAUAUUGAGCUUUAUGUGAAGAAUAAUCUUGUCGAUCGCCGCGAUUUCCAGAUCCUUCGGAUGCGAGAUCCCUCUGCCGAUCAGUUGGUGCUCGAAAUCACAGCCAUCCCGUCGGACCUGGAUGACUUUUUCGAUCAUAUCCUCAAAUCCAUCGACGAAACGUACCGGCCACAAUCUGCUCGGGCAUUUCUCAUUACUCUAUGUGCUCCCCGGCCACUCUCCGUUCUCAACUAUUGGUACCUUGAUCUGGAGGAGCACGAGCGGGAAUCCUUGUCUCGCAUCCCAGUGAAGGCACUUACCAUUCCCCAACUGGAGGCACGCCAGAAUGAAAUGCGGCGACGAUUGAACGGGCGAUGUAUGGGACUGUUAGAAGUCACAAAAAGUGAGGCAAUAGAAACAUUUAGAGAGUGGGCUAGAGUCGACGUCUACACACCACGUGCCGAGUUUGACCACUUCGCAGACUCUUUACCAUCUUGCCGGGUUGAGUUUGAACCUUACCGCGUCAUGGCGAUAACGAGUCUUGCGGAGCUCAAAUCGGCUCCGAUUGAAUACGGGUUUUUACGGGAACGUCGCAGAGGGCCCAUCCUGGAGCCUGUGAACGACAUAUUCUUCGCCGCCCUUCAGUACGAGAAAGAGAGGAGUCAGCCGCUAUCCAGAGAACUUGGCGACCUAGACCACACUGUCACAAAACAUGCGGCGGAUCACCCUACUCAACAGCCCUGCUAUCCGUGGGGGAAUUGGGGUUCGGCCGGUUUUGUCUCCCACGCCAUCAAGUGGAACGUGCAGCUAUAUAUCAGGCAUUGGAUGGAUAGGGCACAACCAUCAAUGGGAUAUAUCAGGACCAUGCUUUUGGGACAUGCGCAGCAAGGUCGGUUUGCAUGGAACGGAGAAAAGAUGCUGGAUCCUGAUCCGGAGAUGAUCAAAAUGCUCGAGGAGUGGACACCCACUAAACAGAGUUGGAACCCUCUAAAGAGGUGGUUCAGCAGCAGGAGGUCUAAGGAUUGA